Messenger RNA from Pleuronectes platessa (European plaice), 2637 nucleotides. RefSeq names its product centrosomal AT-AC splicing factor (gene cenatac). The transcript has 11 exons. Bases 140 to 1222 code for a protein of 360 amino acids. Lineage: Eukaryota; Metazoa; Chordata; Actinopteri; Pleuronectiformes; Pleuronectidae. The record is from RefSeq and is a predicted model, not a curated record.
ACGGAACCACUUCCUUCCUCCACCGGAUAUCCGGUUGUAAGUGUCUGGAUUUGCGUUUAACCAACAAGUAAACAAUGAGAUUAAUAAACAGAACGGUUCGGCUUUAGCUCGGUUUCUGCGUCACCGCAUCUCUGCAUCAAUGGCUCCUCAUUAUUGUGCCGUGUGUCGGCAAACUACAUUCGCCGGGAAGGGACACAUCUUCGGGAAAAGUCACCAGAGCCGAUUGAGAGUGGUUCUUCUCAAAUUCCUAGAGAAAGUGAAGGAAGCUCGCCGCACACUUAAAAAGCCCCAAGUAGAAAAGUUCGACUCCAACCAGCACCAGCAGACAUUCUGGUGCUACUGCUGUGGGCUCGAAAUAGACAGAAAUGUUACAGACGGCAACAUGACGGUGCUGUAUGGAGGCUUGUUGGAACACAUGGCCACCCCAGCACACAGGAAGAAUACACACAAGUUCUGGUGGGAAAAUAAAGCCGACCCCAAGCUUCGAGACAAGGUCAUAAUCACAGAGGAGGAAACUGAAAGGUUUAAAGCUGAGCUGCCACAAGUUUUGGAAUCAUUUGUGGAGGAGGAGGAUGAAUUCAUUAAACAGCAAGCUGACCAUAUCCGGGCCCAGGAGAAGCAUCGUCAAGAGGUCCUUCAGUCUCUAUUAGAGCGUGAAGCAGACCUGGAGUCGUUCAAUGGUCCCAAUGGCACAGACAUGUCUGCGGAGGAUUCUGUCAGCUCGCAGUUUACUUCUCAGGGAUCAGACCGGCAGCCAGGGAGCAGCUUCGUCAAGUCAAUGGUCAAAGCCCCGUGGGCGGCAGCGGGACAGGGCCUGACUUUCAUCGGCCAUCAGGAUUCAGCAAACAGAGGAAAUGUUCACACAGGCGGUGUCCCACCUUGGCUCCAGGACGAUCCUCUGGAGGGGCCCUCUGGGGCUAAAGCACAUCCAGAGAUCGGCCCAUCGCUCCAAGGGUUCCUCAAACAGAAGGAGCAAGAGAAGCUGAAGAAGCUUCCACCGAACAGAGUCGGUGCCAACUUUGAUCACAGCUCACAGACAGACGCCAACUGGCUUCCCUCUUUUGGAAGAGUGUGGAACAGCGGCCGACGCUGGCAGUCCAGGGACCAGUUCAGAGAAGAAGAAGGGAAGAAGAAGAGACCAAAGAGGAAGCAGGAGCAGAACUCAGAUGAGUCAAAGAAAAGUAAAACAUCUGGACAGCUGACAAACUCCGACAGCACUUAAAACUGAGUUUGCGAGUUCCUGAGUGAAGGGAUGUGUAUAUAGUUCAUAUAGUUUGCAGGAGGUGAAUGAGGUUUCUACUGUUUGUCUCUGAGAAGUUGUACCUGCCUUGAUAGACACCUUUGUGAAAAAACUUCAUUAUAACAUAAUGGCAUUCCACAUAUUUACCCAAUGGGAACUGUUGAAUGUAUUAUGUUAACAGUGAUCGUAUAUUUUGUAUAAAAAGAGCUCAUUGAAAUUAGUUUCCUGUCCACAUUCUUCAGCCAAGUCCAGGACUCAGAUCUUCAAGUUACUUUAGUACGGCUCUCUGAACUGUGAGGACAAUGUGAACAGCAGGGGGCGCUAGACACCGUUCUGACAAAGGCACCUGCUGUGUGUUCAGUGAAGAGUCCACAUGGAUGGAAUCUGUUGAAGGAUGUCAACAGGAAACAGACACGUGCUCCUCUGAAAGUCCAGUUUCCCCACUUGUGAAUUCGUUGACGUUCUGACUUCAGUGUGUUCACGCGCUUUGAAGUCAGACUGUGGAAAUAAACACGGACGAAGUAAACAAAAUGUUUGUUAUUAAUGUGUUUGGAGGGUUUAAACAACACAUUAAAUGUCUCUGCCACAGUUUACCACAUAGCAGAUACAGUACAGAUCGUUUACAGACUGGAGGACGACUCACCUGUGGACACUAGGAAUGUUUAGCCACUGAUUAACUUAAGGUUCUGCUUGACGUAGACUGAAGUGUUCCCAUGUCUCAGGUACAUUUCACCCAUUAUUAGUUCAACACAACACAUAUCUCAAGACUCCCACUUUAUAAAGUCAAGUUGGUUUCCAAUACCUGUGUACUUCACGUAUUUAUUUUUGAAUUUGAAGAGAAAUCUGAAGAAUCUCUGGAAAAAAGAUUACGAAUCUGUUAAUUCAAUGUAAUAUAUUGAUUUUAAAGCAGGAAGAGAAAAUGCCUCUGCUUUGUCUCAAUGUAAACAUUAUGUAAAAGUAAAUAUGUGGUUAAGGAGAACGGCCUUUAACUCUCAAAGCUUUAGGUUAUUAAUGUGUAUAUAUAAAUAGUUAUGUAUAUGUGUAAAUAAAUUAUCAGUACCAAAUGUCUUAAAGAAUAAUGCAAGUUAGAGUCUGAACCAUACGUAGCUCUGAUAUAAGCAGACACACAAACAUUCAAUUGAAUGUUGCAUUCUGCCAUCUUAUCGUCCUUCAUACACGUACACCAUUACACUUCUAUAUUUUUGUUUAGAUAAAAUGAACAUUUGUUGCGAAUUAACUUCUUUAUUUAAUCUAUUUGAUUUCAUGAAGUAUGUUUGAUGCACUGAUGCAUUACGAAGCUCUAAGUAAGACGUGUGCUGCAUGUUCCUAAACCAAUACUGCCAUCAAGUGGCCAUUUAUGUAGUUGCACCAAUAAAACUCUACACAUUUGUUAGCUA